Chlorella variabilis is the source of this 1386-nucleotide messenger RNA. RefSeq lists its product as hypothetical. The transcript has 7 exons. Gene Ontology annotation, molecular function: endonuclease activity. NCBI's taxonomy places the organism in Eukaryota, Viridiplantae, Chlorophyta, Trebouxiophyceae, Chlorellales, Chlorellaceae. The record is from RefSeq and is a predicted model, not a curated record. Bases 1 to 1386 code for a protein of 461 amino acids. Gene Ontology annotation, biological process: nucleotide-excision repair; response to UV.
AUGGCGCAGCUGUCUCCCAAGGUCAAGGUGGAGGGAGCCACUGCCGCAGAUGCGGAUGAAGUGGGUGGGGCCGAGGAGGAGGAGGUGGAGGAGGAGGAGGACGCGCCAGCGCCCAAGAAGAAGAGCAAGGGAGGCGGCAGGAAGCGGGAGCAAGACCCGCUGCCGCUAAAGGAGCUGCCCACCCCGGAGCUGGUGGCGCGCCUGCGCGCCGAUGGCUACCGCCCGCCCGCGCUGCCUGUGCCGGUACUGGGCUACUGCUGCCUGAACAUGACCCUGCGUGACCGCAAGCCGCCAAUUUUCACCAGCAGGGACUGCAUCAAGCGCACACUGGAAUCCAAGGGCCUACCCCACCUGGGCGAGCUGUGUCUGGCAAACUGUCGCGACCUGGCCCUCAUCAUUCAAUGGUGCAGUGGAACGCGGAGCACAACAUUCGCCUGUGAGCUGGGGGAAGCUGCGCAGCGCCGCCAGCUGGCGCAGCUCCAGGAGGCGCUGGCGAAGGGCGGCGCCAGCCGGCUGGAGCACUAUGUGCACAACGUGGUGGGCGCCCUCAACCUGGCGCCCGCCAUGUUUGGGCAGCGCGAGACCUACCUGGAUGCAGUACGGCGUCGGCAGGACCGCGAGGCGCUGGCGCAGCUGCGCACCGGGUCGCAUUGGGGCGCGGAAGAGACCGGCCGCUGGACGCGGCGCCCCCGAGAGCAGCGAGUCUGCCCCCACUGCCACGACGGCAUUGAAGAUGCCCCCCACAUGCUGCUCACCUGCCCCCUUUACGCCCCGCUGCGCCUCAACUUUCCUGACCUGUUUGCUGAGCCCCAUCCUCCCCACCGCUUCCUCCGCCAGAAACCGAUGGGGACGUUUGAGCCAGAGGCACUGCCACAAUUUGCUGACAUCUGCGCUGCUCUGUCGCUGGCGGGCGACCUGGCGCGCCUACAUAACCAGCGCCUCACGUUCCACCCCAGCCACUUUGUGAAGCUGGCGUCCCCGGACGAUGAGCUGGUCACUAAGUCGAUCAAGGAGCUUGAGGCGCACUCGCGCUCAGGCUACUCCCACGAGAUCAAGUUCUUUUGCCAUUCCAUCGUGUUCUGGGAGGAGUUCAAGGACUUCUUCACUGAGCGGUGCGCCGCCGCCGGCAGCCGCUCCGAGCGGUCGCGGCUGAAGGGCGAGCUGGGCAAAGCAGGCAUUGAUUUCAGCAAGUUUCUGGCUUUGGCAAUAGACCUGUGGAAGGCAGAAGGUGUUAUCUCUCAGUUACAGGCAGAUGUCAUGAUCAAGCUGGCAACGGGCACUGCAUUCGACACGGAUGGUAAGCCGGGCUGCCUUUGCCCGCUGGCAUGCCUCGCUUCUCGCCUCUCGAUUGCUUGUCCGCACGGCAGUGCCAUAUGCUUGCAAUAA